Molecule: messenger RNA, 1565 nt
Organism: Rhopilema esculentum
Lineage: Eukaryota; Metazoa; Cnidaria; Scyphozoa; Rhizostomeae; Rhizostomatidae
Product: AP-2 complex subunit mu
Biological process (GO): intracellular protein transport; vesicle-mediated transport
Cellular component (GO): clathrin adaptor complex
Source: RefSeq, a predicted model, not a curated record
UUCAUACUGAAAAUUGCUGGGUGGAGUGGAAGGAAAGAGGACCUUGUUCCAUAGCAUGUAAACCUUCCAAGAACAUCAGUAAACUAAGGCAACAAUGAUUGGGGGUUUCUUCAUGUUCAACCACAAAGGAGAGGUCCUUAUCUCUCGGAUUUACAGAGAUUAUAUCGGCCGCAAUGCUGCUGAUGCUUUUCGUGUCAACGUCAUCCAUGCAAGAGGACAGGUUCGAUCACCAGUCACUCUGUUGGCUGGAACAAGCUUCUUUCACAUCAAGAAAAACAACAUUUGGGUUGCUGCAGUUACAAAACAAAACCUAAAUGCUGGCAUGGUCUUUGAAUUUUUGAACAAAACAUCUGAGAUUAUGUCAUCAUACUUUGGAAAAAUCACAGAAGAUAAUGUCAAAAACAACUUUGUGCUGAUUUAUGAGUUGCUAGAUGAAAUCAAUGACUUUGGGUACCCCCAAAAAACGGAUGCAGGUGUCUUGAAAACUUACAUCACCCAACAAGGAGUCAAGUCACAGACAAGAGAGGAACAAGCACAGAUUACAAGUCAAGUGACUGGUCAGAUCGGUUGGAGAAGAGAAGGCAUCAAAUACAGAAGAAAUGAGUUGUUUUUAGAUGUGCUUGAAUCUGUCAAUCUACUGAUGUCACCACAAGGUCAGGUUCUAAGUGCACAUGUUUCCGGAAGGGUGGUAAUGAAAAGUUACUUGUCCGGAAUGCCUGAAUGUAAGUUUGGAAUGAAUGACAAAAUUGCGAUUGAGAGUCAGCUUGGGAAGAAAGGAGGCUCCGUUGAUACUGGCAUGCCAGAUACAGCUCCAAAGCGAAACACGAGCAAAACUGGCAUCGCCAUUGAUGACUGCACGUUCCAUCAGUGCGUCAAAUUGAGCAAGUUUGAAAGCGAAAGAAGCAUCAGUUUUAUACCCCCGGAUGGAGAGUACGAGUUGAUGAGGUACAGGACAACGAAGGACAUCAGUCUGCCUUUCCGUGUUAUUCCACUGGUAAGGGAGGUCGGAAGGACCAAGAUGGAAGUCAAAGUCGUUCUUAAGUCAAAUUACAAGCCUUCGAUCCUUGGGCAAAAAAUAGAGGUUCGUAUUCCAACACCGCCAACCACUGCAGGGGUGCAACUCAUUUGUCAGAAAGGCAAAGCAAAGUACAAGACGAGCGAAAACGCAAUUCUUUGGAAAAUUCGUCGUAUGGCUGGCAUGAAAGAAUGCACAAUAACAGCUGAAAUAGAGCUUCUUCCUGCCAAAGAAUCAAAAAAAUGGACUAGGCCUCCAAUUUCUCUCAAUUUUGAGGUUCCUUUUUCAUGCUCUGGGCUGAAGGUUCGUUAUCUGAAGGUUUUUGAGUCGAAACUGAAUUACAGUGACCAGGAUGUUGUCAAAUGGGUCAGGUACAUUUCGAAGAGUGGGCUGUACGAGACAAGAUGCUAACAAUCAUGAGGCAGCUGGUAUCGUAACUGUCGGCGAUAUGCCAAGUAAACUAUAUUCCCAAUUAUUAUAAGAUAACUGUUUAAUACUACAUUUUGUAUUAGAUUAAAACUCUAUUGUUGAUUAGAUAACCAAAACAUAA